AUGCAAUUUAACCAAAACCAGGGUUCUUCUCGAAGAUACACAGUGAUCAAAAAUUCCAACAGAGGCCCUCACCAAAAAGGCAUUUUGCAGGGCUUCAGAAAAAUCGACCCGGACAAAUGGGAAUUCGCAAACGAGUCCUUCCUCAAAGGCCAAAAGCAAUUUCUCAAAAACAUAAGGCGGAGAAAAUCAACACCACCAGCACCCGCACCUGCUUCUCCGGCGUCGCCUCCCCCUCCUCCGUCCCAGCGCCAGCCCACCGUCCCGUGCGUUGAGCUCGGGCGGUUCGGAUCUGACGCGGAGGCCGAUACCCUGAGGCGCGAUAGGCAAGUUUUACUAACAGAGCUCGUCAAGCUCCGGCAGCAGCAGCAGAUCACGCGAGCGUACCUGCACCAGAUGGAGCUUCGGCUGCAGAGCACCGAGCGGCGGCAGCAGCAUAUGAUGGGAUUCCUGGCUCGGGCGAUGCGGAACCCCGAUUUCAUCAGGCAAUUGGUCCGGCAGAAGGAGAGGAGGCGGCGGAGGGAGAUCGAGGAGGCGGCAGCGGCGGAGGAGGGACGGAAGAGGCGGCAGCGGCAGCGGCAGAUCGAGUGUUCGGUGAAGGCGGAGAAGGUGGAAUUUGGGGAGGUGUCGGAGCUGGAGGCGCUGGCUCUGGAGAUGCAGGGACUCGGCCGGAAAAGGGGGCAGGAGGAGAUCGAGAGUGGGAAUUACUAUAGGGAUCUUGAUGAGGGUUUUUGGGAGGAGCUGUUGAGCGGGGAGAUUGCCGGCGGCGUUUGGCGGGAUGAGGGAGAAGAAGAAGAAGAUGUGGGUGUGUUGGCGGACAGGUUAGGGUUUUUGGGUUCGGGUCAGCUGUAG
This is a messenger RNA of Striga asiatica, 849 nucleotides long. The record is from the annotation of a GenBank genome assembly. NCBI's taxonomy places the organism in Eukaryota, Viridiplantae, Streptophyta, Magnoliopsida, Lamiales, Orobanchaceae.